Molecule: messenger RNA, 1008 nt
Organism: Esox lucius (northern pike)
Lineage: Eukaryota; Metazoa; Chordata; Actinopteri; Esociformes; Esocidae
Product: vegetative cell wall protein gp1-like
Exons: 1
Source: RefSeq, a predicted model, not a curated record
CCUGUCCCGGCUCUCCCUGAACCUCCGCCGGCUCUCCCUGACCCUCCGCCGGCUUCCCUGUCUCCGGCUCCUUCGCCGGCUCUCCCACAGGGUUCUGACCCUCCGCCGGCUCCCCCGGCUCCUGCUCCUCCACCGGCUCCUAUUCCCCCGCCGGCUCCCCCGUCUCCUGCUCCCCCGUCUCCUAUUCCUCGGCCGGCUCCUAUUCCUCCGCCGGCUCCCCCGGCUCCUACUCCUCCGCCAGCUCUCCCGCCGGCUCCGGACCCUCCGCCGGCUCCCCCGGCUCCUGCUCCUCCACCGGCUCCUAUUCCCCCGCCGGCUCCCCCGUCUCCUACUCCUCCGCCGGCUCUCCCACCGGCUCCGGACCCUCCGCCGGCUCCCCCGGCUCCUGCUCCUCCACCGGCUCCUAUUCCCCCGCCGGCUCCCCCGUCUCCUGCUCCUCCGCCGGCUCCUGACCCUCCGCCGGCUCCCCCGUCUCCUAUUCCUCCGCCGGCUCCCCCGGCUCCUACUCCUCCGCCGGCUCCCCCGGCUCCUGCUCCUCCACCGGCUCCUAUUCCCCCGCCGGCUCCCCCGUCUCCUGCUCCUCCGCCGGCUCCUACUCCUCCGCCGGCUCUUCCGCCGGCUACUGACCCUCCGCCGGUUUCCCCAUCUCCUGCUCCUCCGCCGGCUCUUCCGCCGGCUCCGGACCCUCCGCCGGCUCCCCCGGCUCCUGCUCCUCCACCGGCUCCUAUUCCCCCGCCGGCUCCCCCGUCUCCUGCUCCUCCGCCGGCUCCUGACCCUCCGCCGGCUCCCCCGUCUCCUAUUCCUCCGCCGGCUCCCCCGGCUCCUACUCCUCCGCCGGCUCCGGACCCUCCGCCGCCUCCCCCGGCUCCUGCUCCUCCGCCGGCUCCUAUUCCCCCGCCGGCUCCCCCGUCUCCUGCUCCUCCGCCGGCUCUUCCGCCGGCUCCUGACCCUCCGCCGGUUUCCCCGUCUCCUAUUCCUCCACCGGCUCCCCCGGCUCCUGCUCCUCCG